AUGCAGCAUUCGACUGCUGGGGGCAGCGAUGAUUCGUCCCUGAAGAAUACGGAACCGACAUCGUUCCCGGGAACGUUAUCCGACAAUCCGGCCCUUGUGGAUGACUUGACAGACGACCUCUCUGAUUGUGGAAGCAUGCGAGCUAGUGCUUCUGGGGUGCAUUACGUUGGCGGUGAUCAUUGGGUUGCUAUUCUUGAUAAAAUAGCCGAUCUGAAGGACCAUUUUGAACGCGAGGAGCAGUUGCGUUUAGAAGGUUCACCGGAUUUAUCUCACGAUAAUUGGAACGAUGGAACUGCGUCCCCGCGUGCUCUGCUGCUUUAUGGGUGUCGGCAUGCGACUUCUCGGGCAGAGAUUCUUGCGUCCUUGCCGGCUCGGCCAAUGGUGGAUCGCUAUGUGUCGGGAUAUUUUAAUCGUUUGGACUUGGUAUCGUCGAGUGCCGUUCAUGGUCCGACUUUUCUACAGCAGUAUGCAGCCUUCUGGGCCAAUCCUUCGGAUGCUCCGAUCAUGUGGGUUGGCCUGCUCUUCAGUAUGAUCUGCCUCGCCGUGCAGGUCUCGAGAGUUUCAGAUAACGCAGGUAGCCAUGUGAUAGAACAACGGAGACGUCAGAUCGAGUUAUACCGUGAGAAGGCUGUCCAAUGCCUACUCAUGGGCGAGUAUACAAAAGCAGGCCCAUACGUACUCGAGGCGAUUAUCCAUUAUGUUUACAUUGAAUUCUGCCUUCACCCCGACGCUGAUAGGGACAUCUGGUUUCUACUAUCCCUAGAGGUCAGUCUCGCGAAACGCAUGGGGUAUCAUCGCGAUCCGAAGCAUUUUAAGGGAAUUUCACCUUUCGAGGGAGAGAUGCGUCGUCGGCUAUGGACGACAGUGUUACUAGGUGAUGUCUUGAUAUCGAGCCAGAUGGGCAUGCCGCGGAUGAUAUCGGAAUGGCAAUGCGACACGGACGAGCCACGAAACUUGGAUGAUAGUGACUGGGAUGCAGAUAUGACUGAAUUGCCUCCAUCACGACCUGAAAGCGAACUCACUACGAGUCUGUGUCUGAUUGCGCGUCGUCGAAUGAUUAUGGCCUUGGGUAGAAUAUCUGAUGUGACAGCGGCUGCGAAAACCUGUAAUCAUGCUGAGGUUAUCCGGUUGGAUGGUGUUCUACAUGAAGCGGCUGAUAGUAUUCCACUGCCGCUGAAGGCGAAGCCGAUGAUUGCUAGUUUGACGGAUUCACCGCGAAUUAUCAUGGAGCGCUUAUUCAUAUCUCAAUUGUUCUACAAGGGUCAGCUCAUGCUGCAUCGCCGAUUCUUAUUCUCAGAUUCUACCACCUCGCAAGAGACCAACACAUUUGAGUCUUCGCGAGAUGCUUGUAUAGACGCUGCACUUGAACUGCUGGGCUUACAAAGGAUUAUGGACGAAGAGACGGGACCCGAUGGUCGACUGCAUACCAUGCAUUGGCGCGUCACCUCUAUUUUGAACCAUCAGUUUCUGACCGCUACGAUGGUCCUCUGCUCGCUGCUGCAUCGUGUGCAGACGCUAGUGCGCGAAGAUGAGAUCCGGAAUAGUCUGCGGCAUUGUCGAACGAUUUGGAUGAGCCGAAGUGUCGAAUCUGAAGAAGCAAGAAUGGCGGCUGAGGCUGUCAAUUUCGUCCUUUCUCAGAGGGCAGCAGAUUGUAACGGCAACGUCGAGCCCGUACUGGAACACUUCAUCUCUCAGUCACACGCCGGUGGCUUAUUCGAUCACUUUACGACAUUGUCCCAAAGGGGAGUGUUCCAACCGUCUGGUAGCCAGGAUGAGGAAUUCUCAUUCAUAUCGUCGUUGACGCAAGAUGAAGGAACAUUCAAUGCUUGGAUGCCGGCAAACUGAAACUUCACUUCGAGUUUAUCUCGUAUUUUGAUCACAAUACAGAAUAAGCAAACACGUUUCGCGUUUGGCUUGAGCCACAAAUUAGAAUCCAGACACCAAUAUUCUCGGAAGGAUGUCGGCAUCUAAUAGGAACUUGGCUGUUCUCGGAACCGCCGUACAACCAAGAGAAUGGUGUGCAGAACGCCCUGCCACAUGUUAUUCUAGACGCAACCCCCACGAUUGAAUCUGGAGUCCCGGAUAAUAAACAAAGUUUCUGUAUGACCCCAUGACACCAGCGCGGCCUCGUCUGGAGCCGUAUAUCCAUCUAGAGCCAGCUUUCUUAUCCAUCCUUCAUCAUUUAAGGUCUUUGAAACAAAUCUCCUGUCGAAUUAGGAAAAGCUCACGAGUUUUUUCUCGGAACGACAAGCGUCUCGGCAUUCAAAAACCAUCUCAGCGACUCUAAUAUACAUUCUGGUUCCACAGAUAUGUCUUCCCCGAUUCGUAUUCAUGAAUUAAACAAUAUCAGCACUGCCAUGUGCAACACCUCUCACAGAACCGGCGAACACCGAUACAGAGUAUCCAGGAACCAUACCAUCUUCCCAAUCGGUCCAGACGUCGGAGAGCGAACUCGCAAUUCAUACGUGAAU
This is a messenger RNA of Aspergillus melleus, 2471 nucleotides long. Its product is annotated as fungal specific transcription factor domain-containing protein. Gene Ontology annotation, cellular component: nucleus. The coding region runs from base 1 to 1845 and encodes 614 amino acids. Gene Ontology annotation, biological process: DNA-templated transcription. The transcript has 3 exons. NCBI's taxonomy places the organism in Eukaryota, Fungi, Ascomycota, Eurotiomycetes, Eurotiales, Aspergillaceae. The record is from RefSeq and is a predicted model, not a curated record. Gene Ontology annotation, molecular function: zinc ion binding; DNA binding.